UGCUCCCGUUUGUUCUGCCAUUGUUUGCGCAGAAACGAGUGCAUGAUUUCCACCGAAUAAUAAGUAAAAGCGCGAACGGAACCGGAAAUUGACGGAAAAUGAUUAAAUCAAAUCGUGAUAUUCGUGAUCAAUCGGCCCAAAUAAGUGACUCGUCUCAAAGUUGUCGAAAAUGACACAAUACUGGACACUAAAAAAAGUUAUGCGUGAAUAUAGUUAAUUCGGGCUGUACACCAUUAUACAUUCACUAAAUUAAUCUUUACAGUUCUGAGAUUUUUUUGACUUUAAAAAUACCAGUGGAAUAUUCCUUACAUGUGUAAUCCUGCUUAUAGUAUCCGAAAUAUCCCGUGAAUGGUUUUUACCCCUCUCAUCAUUCAGCCAAAUUUGCAAUGAUUAUAAUAUCCGUUGGAAUGCAAUCAGUGAUUUUAUAACCCCUACUGCAUAGUUACAUCACAAGAUUGAAUUUUUUUUAUUUCUGGGUGACUAUUAUUUAAAAUUGCGUGUGUUGGAUAGUUUGUUCUAUUUGUUUACGUGUUUUCAUGAGCCAUGAACGGUCUAAGGAUCUCAUUUUUGCUCUUGACGAGUCACUUUAUGCUGGUCAUGGCGUCGUCUGAUAUGAAAUUUGAAUCUGAAGGAUAUUUCCGCGGGCUCAUGUCGAAAGAUGAAUUUUUAUUGGAGUUCCUGGAUCUCAUUAUCGAAAAGGAGGAAAGGAAAGUCCAAGAUCUGAAGAACAUAUUAUCAGCAUUGGAAGAGGACAUUGAACACACGACAGAUCUUAAUUCGUACACAGAGGACAUCAAUAAGUCUUUAAAGUUGAUGAAGCGAAUGGCUUAUGAUUGGCGCGUAAUUACUAAUUACGUAGCUGAGAAUGUCACAGAAGAUGUGAUGCGCAGUAUGUCAAAUCGUUUAGCUAGUGAAUAUGGACAUCUUCCCGAUCCUGAUAUACGUCUAGCCAUCGAGAAUCUGAACAGAUUGAGGUCGUUUUCCGAUGUCACGCAUUCUGAAUUCGUGAAUGGAAAUUUGGGCCGCGUGAAAUUAAACUCAACCCUUGAUGCUAAUGACUGCUACUUAAUUGGCAAGCAUACACUUGAUUAUGGUGACAUUGUGGAGGCAACAAAAUGGUUAGCUGAGGCAUAUAGACUCGUCGGCAACACCGAGGACAUAUUCAAAACAAACGAAAAAACCCUGAAACUCCUUGCAAAAAUAUACUUCAAAACCGGGCGGUUCGAGGAGUUGAAGAAAGAAAUCAACAGCGUGAUAGGCUACGGGAAAAUGCGCGAUGAUAAACCGAUGAAGUUCCUGUUCGAGAUGGAGGACCUCAAGACGGCGGCGGAGGCGGCGGCGAAGAACCAGACGAAAUCGGAGAGCACCCCCAAGGAGAAGGCGGAGGACCUCAGGCCCUACGCCGACGCCUACCCGAAGCUCCCGCCCAUCUUGAAGGUCCUGUCGCCCUCCGUCAAGACCGAGGAGGAGAUGAAGGCCCAACCAACCGAGGCCGACCAAGUUCCGCCGGAGAUCAUGGAGCAGCUCCUCGGCAAAUCCGAAGAGGAGCUCAUGGAAAUGGCCAACAAGCCCAUGACCUUUGAUGAACUCUUGGGCUCCGUCAAAGGAACCGCCUAGUUAUCCAUCAUCGAGGCCGCCAUUGGACGUAUUUCUAUCAAACAGCAGUGGCGUGGCGUGAAUAAUCCAUUAUCCAUAUCUUGCCAUUUGAAGCUAUGCUAAAGAAUCGAUUAUUUAGGUGUUCGCUGCCAACACCCUCAUAAUCGAUCUUUUUUAAUAGGUUUGAGUGGCGUAUCAAUCGAUACAUCGCGAAGCACGCCACGCCACUGUCAAACAGAACUAUGUGCAGGUGAGAAAUACGAGGUGUGCUCUAGAAAGCUGGAUAAGAAGCAAUGUAAAAGUGGGCGUGAUUCCUUUUGAAGAAUUGGAAAAGCGGGAUUUUAAAUGGACCGCGUUUAACACAAAGGGACCAAGCCAUAUCGGCUAUUGCCAAAUUUAAAUGGGUACUUCAUUUUUUUACGAGAGAAUGCUUGUGUGCAUUCCUUUGAAAAUGUUAAGGAAAUUGCUUCGUAAUAUGGAGAGAAUCCACUGAAAUUUGCACGAGAAUCCGCAUAAUCGUUUUCUUGUAAACCAUUAAAUUGACCAGUAAAAUUCGGCAGUAGCUGAUGUGGCUUGGUUCAUUUCUGUUUAACGCAGUCCAAAUUGAGCAAAGAGAACCAUAAGCGAACUGAAUGCGGGAUCCAUGAGCCGCGGGCAUGGCACCAGAGCGUUGUGCAAAGGGCUCAUGAGUUAAAGACGAUGCGGAGGCGGGACGACGGCGGUUCCAUCUCCGUUGACGUCACUGGCGCUUUAUUUUCCCAUUCACUCUUAUGGCCAGAGAAUUAACGAGCACACCCCAUAUUUCUCACCUGCUCAUAAUUCUGUUUGAUAGAAAUACGUCCAAUUAAGGCAUAUUUGGUUUAAAAAGCACGUAUGAGACUUCAAAUGCUGCUAAGAUUGUGCGACGUAGUUCUCUAGUUGUAACUAACUUAUCCGACAGUUCUGCUUUAAAUGUUUCCGAGUUUUUCAUCUUCACUAUUGCAAGGAAGUAAGUGGGCUGUGAAUGAAUUUCAUCUGCCGCAAACGCUAUGAAACAUGGCACAAUCUUAGCAGCAUUAAAAGUCUCGUACGCCCUUUUACCCAAAAAGUCCUCAAUUAUUGACGACCUCUUUGAUAAAAAGGCGUAUAAUCCAAUUCUGCUAAGAAUCAUUGCCCCUCCGACGUAAGGGCUUAUCUCACUUUCCACGUAAACCUCGUUUUACAUAGGCAUCCGUGCUUUUUGAGGCUCAUGAAAAAUUCAAGAUACGCCCCUAUGCCAGAGGAGCGACGGAUUGUGCCACUUGGUUCUUCAAUUACAAGUAACUUAACCAAAGUCAGAGGCGGAUCCAGAAAUUUGGCAACACCGGAUACCCUCCAUUUAAACCUAUGCUAAAUAAUCGAUUUCUGUUGAAACACCUGGCCCCUCCAAGGAUCGAUACAUUUCUAUGGGUUUAAAUAGAGAAAGGACGAUGUUGCCAAUUUUCUAGAUCCGCCAAGCUCUUUCAUGAAUUUUUCACAAUAAAUCUGCUCCGAAUUUUGCAUCACCCUCAUUGUUGUGUGAAAUUAAGUCGAAUUGCAAUGAAUUUAAUUUGCUCCAAGUUCUACGAGAAAUUACAUAGUCUUAGCAACAUUGAGAACCUUAUACGCCUUUUUUCAUAAAGAAGUCAUUAACUGUGGUCGUUUUUCAAACAACGCCUCUCUCAAGAAACAGCCACACCAACGGCAAAAUAUGCUAGCAAUUUAUGCCAGAAAUACAGAAUUUGAAAAUCUU
Molecule: messenger RNA, 3346 nt
Organism: Bemisia tabaci
Lineage: Eukaryota; Metazoa; Arthropoda; Insecta; Hemiptera; Aleyrodidae
Product: prolyl 4-hydroxylase subunit alpha-2
Cellular component (GO): endoplasmic reticulum
Molecular function (GO): procollagen-proline 4-dioxygenase activity; protein binding
Source: RefSeq, a predicted model, not a curated record